Messenger RNA from Lytechinus pictus (painted urchin), 6843 nucleotides. RefSeq names its product cyclin-G2-like. The record is from RefSeq and is a predicted model, not a curated record. The coding region runs from base 1228 to 2388 and encodes 386 amino acids. Gene Ontology annotation, cellular component: cytoplasm; nucleus; cyclin-dependent protein kinase holoenzyme complex. Gene Ontology annotation, biological process: regulation of cyclin-dependent protein serine/threonine kinase activity; mitotic cell cycle phase transition. NCBI's taxonomy places the organism in Eukaryota, Metazoa, Echinodermata, Echinoidea, Temnopleuroida, Toxopneustidae. The transcript has 7 exons. Gene Ontology annotation, molecular function: cyclin-dependent protein serine/threonine kinase regulator activity.
UUUAUUUUUUAAUUCGAUCUUGCUUUUCAUUUAUGUUUUUUUUCUUCUUUUGCUUCAUUUAAUUAAUAUUUUGAUUUUUUUUACUGACUAACCUGCAUUUGAUUUAGAUAUUUUCAAUUUGUGUAUUGGCAUAUUCCUCCUGUAGCUCUUAUUAUUAUCAUUAUCCAUUAUUAUUACUAUCAUAAGUAGAAUAGUAGUAGUCCUGUGGUAUAAAUACUUAUUAUUAUUUAUUACUAUCAUCAUCAGCAUUAUCAAUGUUAUUGUUCCAUUUUGAAAAUGUAAGAAUUCAUAAUUCGUUCUGUCUUCAUGAUGUAAAGUGGAGUGAGGCAUUGAAUAAACUGGAAAAAAUAUUUACAAAACGGCCCAUGGGUUCUCGAGAUCUAGUAAAAUACCAUAAAUUUAAAAAAUGAUGCAUUUAGCCAUUUUUUGUUGUUGAAAAAACAUGAAAUUUAGCCUACAAGAAAAAAAAAGAUGAUUUAGAUUACCGGUAGAGCUAAUGGGAAUCUAGCAUAUAGAGUAAAAAAGUAUCACAAUCUGCCAAAUUCCUUUCUGUAUAAAGUGUUAAAAUACGUGUAGGUCUACUUCACUAUUUUCAAGUUGGACAGGGCAAAUUCUCAAUGAUCAUUGAUAUUAUUGAAUUUGUUUGUUUAUGGGCUCCUUUUCUCAAGUUGAAAAUAAAAAUAUAUCAGCUUUAAUCAAGAUGGAGUCAUAUGGCAAGUCAAUGUACGUUGGUUUUACCCAUAAUACCCCACAAAUCCAUCUUUUAAAAGUGAUGUUAUUGUUUUUGUCAAGUUGAGAAAAGGAGUCCAAAAUCAUAGAUAAAAUCAAAAUCAGUGAUACAAUACUUAUUCUUGGCUUAUCAGUUGGUAGCUUUGUAUAAAAAAAAGUAUUUUUAAAGUCUAUAUUAGAUUGGUAUGCUUCACAAGGAUUAUAUUUGGCAUCCUACAUGUAUUCCCACAUGUAGACAUUCAUGUCAGUAGAACUAGCUUGACAUCAACUGAAAUCAGUCUAGAGUUAAGAAAGAAGGGAAUUUUCCAAAUUUUCUUGAUAGUUUCCAACUUGAUCAAAGUGAUAAAAGGAAUUAUAGAAUAUACAUAGCAUUUCAUGGAUGCAUAGAUGUAAAAUGUGAAAUUUCAGCAACUUUGGGAGGGUAUUUUGUUUAUCCCUAUUUUUGUAGAAUUUGAUAAGUGUUCUAUAUUUUUCUUUUGUUAAACUCAGGAUAGAAAGAUGGAAAAAGAUACACAAAGCAUGGAUGCCAAGACUCAUCUGGUGAAGAUGAUGCAGGUUGCCGUGGAAACAGAAGAUUUCUAUCAACCAUACCUCGAGUACAUAGGUCAACAACAAGAGGACUCUGAUUGCAUUCUACCUUACAUGCAUGAUGUCAUACUUGAUCGGCUGCGAAGCUUGAGCCGGUUUUUCCAGCUUUGUCCAGAAACUUUCUUCCUGGCAGUCAAUACUAUGGACAGAUUCCUGUCCCUUGUCAAGGCCCGUCCUCAUCAUUUGAUGUGUAUUGCAAUAGCAAGCUACAACCUUGCUAUUAAAGCACUAGAACCAUCUGAGUCCUCAAUAUCAGCGGAGGACCUCGUUCGUAUCAGCCAAUGUGGGUGCUCUGUCAAUGAUGUCCUGCGCAUGGAGCGUAUUAUUCUUCAGAAGCUUCAGUAUGACCUUCAAGCACCCACUGCUCACCGAUUCUUCAAGCUCUUCCAUGCAUACAGUGUUGUACAAGGCAUCCUGGGUAAAGAUACGGCCAUGCAGAAUACCCAGCUUGAGAUCAGCACACAAAAGCUGGAGGCCUGCAUGUGUUACUUCCCUUUAACUCUGUACAAGCCGUCAGUGCUGGCGCUGGCUGUCUUAACCCAUGAGUUACCAAACGCAUCUUGUGAAGUGCACAAUCCUAAUGAUAUAAGAUGGAUGAGGAUUGUAUGGGAUAUACAAAGAGUUUCUCAGGUUAGUGAUACAGACCUGGUGAACUGCCGAUCUCAGGUCAGCGAAUGUCUCAGGAUGUACUCCUCCCCAGUCUCUCGCAUGCCUCACAGCCGUCUGACAUGGAUCGUCAGCACCAGGACAGCUAGGCAACUCAAGUUCAGUGCUCAGGUUUCUUCAGACCUAGCUCCGAUCCCAGAGAACAGGAUUCUCAACUGUUCACUGUCUUCUGAUGGAGAUACAGAUGAGUCAUGUGAGGUGCUGAGCGAUGGUCCAGACAACCAGUCAUCUCCUACAGACGUUGAGGUGGCUAAUCAGUCUUCCCCCUCAAGAACUCUUGUCCUAAACACUCAUCAACUUGCCUCUCUUUCUACGGACAAUGAAAUAUGUGUGGAGAACAAGCUCUUCACAUAUGAAGACGAGUCUUUAGCACACUGUCCAACGAGAAUCCAUGGAGGUAGCUGACUAGAGGCUGACAAGGAAUCUUGAUUCCUUGACAAAAGUUUAACAUGGACACCUAAAUCCAGGGUUGUUGAUUGCUGGCCGAUCAAACCAACUCGGGAUGUAACGUCUACGGCAUAACUAUGCUGAUCUUAAUCAGUUAUUAUGUAGAUUUGAAGGAAACUUGAUUCCCUGACAUUGAACAGGACACCAAACUUCAGGUAAUGAUCGCUGGCAGAUCAUACCGAAUGUGAAUGCAUCAUCUCGUUCAGAACUAUGCUGGUCUUAGUUGCUGUAAGUAUGGUUAAUCACAACUAGUCUCAAAAGGACUAGUACUGACAUUGGGUUAGACGUACCUUCUGAAAAACUGUCAACUUUUCUUGUUGGUUUUAUCACUGACAUAGAGUGGCUGAUCUUCUAACUUAGACCCAUGCCGUCCCAUGCUCGAUUGUAUUGUCUCUAAAAGAACAAUAGAAGCCUAGUGUCCUGAGCAAAGUAUCGACCUUGAAUGGAGGCGAAGAUGGAGAUAAACAUUGACCUUGAUGAUGUUAAGACAAUAAGACUGUUACAUGUAUGUAUACACUCUGGGAUAUGAAGGAGCCAACUCCACAAUUAUAGGUAAAAUGUGUGUUUCAACAUUAUUGAUGUAUUGUGAGUUCUUGUGUUUGAAACAUUGAUGGAACUUACAACUUGUGAUCAAUAGAUGUAUGUGCUGAGAAGGUUAUGUUACAAGAAUUGCAAGCCAGGAUUAUGCCAUUGUAAUACAUUGGUGAUUUAUUGACAUCGCUACCAGAACUGCCUCAAAGGCACUACUUAAGGACAGCUUUCCGGCAUAUCUUCUAUAGGGAUAGUGUUGCCAGUGGAUAUGAUGAUGAAAGUGUUUAGGAGAAGUGCAUUUCUUCACGGCACAGUGGUACUUCCUAAAGCUUCUAUCCAAGAUAUGCUUUUUAAGAUGUGACUUGUAGGAUGUGUAGGGAGCACAGAGAGAAAAAUGACAAUUUGUUGUGUCAAACCAAAGUGCAAAUCCAAUUUUGAUGUUAAAACCCUGUGAAUUGUCAUUUGUUAUGUAAGUACAAGUAUGUGAUGCAGUGUCCUAGAGAUUAGAAUUAAGUAAUGUCAAUAGAAUAGAAAAUGAAAGGAGUUAAACAUGUAGGAUCUUGUAUCUUGUGCAUAAUCAAAUAUACACCUGUAGGUGUGCAAAAAAUAUUUUAACAGCUGACAAAAUAUCUGUAUUACCAUAAACAAAAUAUAAAAUAAACAUGUUCAAUGUCUUUAAACAAUGUGGGAUAUGACAAUGCUUGAAAAAAAAACGUAAUAAAAGGGAAAGCGCUAGGAUCUGACAUGAAUAGAUUUGAUCAAGAUUAAGAAAUACAUGUUUGUGAUUUGUGAGUGGAAAACUGAAAAAGAAAAAAAAAAUGUGUGUUUUAGGCAUCUUUUUCCUAAAUCUUUUUUUUGGGGGGUCAAAACUGACAAUAUAAUUUGCUAACAUUGUAAGACAAAUUUGCUGUCCAAUUCAAUCGUACUAUUUCAGUAGUUUACUGUUAACAGUGCAUUUUGUGAAACAGGGCCAUUUGGAAAGAACGUGGUAUUAUGCAACUGAUAUGAGUGUAUGCUGCAUGUUUUGGGGCAGUGCAUUGAUUAAUAUAUUUAAUCAUUCUACAUGUACAGCUGUCUCCUAGGAUUUCCUUUAUUCAUACGUUCAGUAUAUACGCACUCGUUCAUAUUUUCUUGAAGUUUUAGGAUCAGACCUAGGACACCGUCUCACUACCUUCCUAAAAGUUUAACGUGUAGUGAGAACGGUUGAACGGCGUUUGUGCGGUACCAUUUCUUGUCAAGGAAAUUCUCAUGAAAACAAAUUAAUCAUGAUAUUGCUAACUACUGUAGAAACCAGUUGCAGACAAUUUAAAUCAUAUUUGACUGACAUGUAAAACUGAGGUAGUCAUAAGUUUUUGUAAUUUCUUUUGCUGUGAAAAGCAAAUUUGAAGGAGUAGCUUUAAAUUUUUUAGCACGACAUUUGCAGGAGAAUAUAUGUAUUUGGUAAGUUAUUGGAUGGUGCUAUGACAUUGCUGCAUUGCAAGUUUGUGGUACGGUACUGGUAUGUGUUGGAUUGUUCUCAUGUCUUCAGGAACUUGUUUUGGGGGCAGGUGUUUCUAUGUUAUUUAUUCAAUUUACCAUUCUGUUCGUUUUUGUAUUUCUUCAGUCCCAUACGUGUGGUCUGAUGUCAUGGUCAUGCAAUUAAUUAAGGCAUGUGAUUUAUAUGCACUGGUGAUACAGAUACUAUAUUUUUGUAUUCAUUCAUGUAUUACUUUACUUUAAACGAAUCUAUUUUUCUUCAACUAGGUGGGUUGUUGAUGAAUUUAACUAUUUGUGUAUGGCUUGUAGUUAAUAUUUACAUGUAAAUCAAUACUUACGGCAUAUUCUAUUUUCUUUUUACAAAGUGCAUGUAACAUUAUACAAUGUACAUUUAUGCCUACCUCGAAUAUUUUUUCUAAUACAAAUUGAUUGCGAGUUUUGACAUUUAGAGGCUAAAUUUUUUAUGUAUCCCACACCUUCAAUAAGCAUGAAUAUUGGCUUAUUAAGUAUUAGUAUUUUUUCUUGUUUUAGACACAAAAAAGAUAGUUCUUAGGGAAUUACAACACGAAUUAACUGACUUUAUUAAAGUUUGAUAGGUGUGAUAAGAUUAUUUUACUACCAUGCAGGUAAAAAAAGUUAAAUAUUUUAGGUAUAUUAUUCCUGUGUAUAUCAAAUACUGUUACAAAAGAAUAAAAUAAAAAAAUUACAAAGCUAGUCCUUGUGAGACAAAUACGUUUGUGGAGACAAUCUACCGAAUACAAAUACUUUGUAAGAAGCUACUCCUUUCUUUUAUCACAACUGUAUAAAACUAAAAAUAAUCAUCUCUGUCACAAAGCUGGUUAAUGAUAGAUAAGUUUUGGAAACUAUUUAUGUUCUUGAGAAUGAUGCCGUGAUCAAUUUCUACGCUUUUUACACAGAAUUGUCUUAACCUCGGACUAUCGCUAACCUCGUACCAUCUGUAACCCCGUACUAAUUUUUUCCCUUUUCACACAAAUUUUCUGCCUAACCCCUGCUAAGAAAAUGCUUGCUUAUCUCAAACAUAAUUUAGUAAUCCCGGACUAGUGGUAGGCGUUCAUCAGUGCUUAACUCUGAUUGGACAACAGUGCUGGCUUUGUUGCCCCUGGGCCAUAAAUCUAGCAAUGUCCUUGGCUUAGCCUGAUUCCUUUUUACACUAGCAAUAUUAACACCGGACUAUCACUCUUAGCACCGCAAUUGCUCGGCUAACCCUUCUACUUUGCAGGGCCAAAUAAUAUAGGUGGGGUUAGCCCACUUUGCAAAUAUGCUGUGUAAAAAGAAAGUGGCUAAGCUUAACCCUGUUGUAUACAUGAAUGUAGGGCUAAAAGGCAAUUUAGCCGCACCUAUGGUAUGCGAUAAGGGAAAUUUUUGUGUGUGUAAAAAGCAUAUUAGUCUUCAACCUUUUUUUUUUAGUGAUGUCUUUUUAAAUGUGAAUUCAUAAUGUCUUAUUGUGCUGUUGACAGUAUUCAGUUUAACAUUCUGUCAUGAUUAGAGUGAGUUUGUCAAGUAGGAAUUUUUCAUGUUCUUAUAGUUCAUUUUAUAGUGACAUGGACUGUUUAAGAGAGAAUGUAAGACAGUGUCACAGUGAAAUUACCAAGAAUGCCCAUGGUCCUAUAAACACAAAACUGAGCGAUUCAUUUUACUUGAUUUUUUCUGAGCAAUUGCAAUGUUUCUCUAUCAUAGGUAAACCCGAGGAUCAAUCUUUAAGCUUUUUGUUAAAUAAAUUACUUAGCUAUGUUGCAGGUUUUGCCUAUUGAUUAACAAAAGCAGAAGGUGCUGUGUAUAGUACGACUGAUCAAUUAUUUUUGUCAUGUCAACCCGUGUAAUUCACAAAAGUCAUUUUUAUUCAAUACAUUUAUUUUUGAACAUAUUUAGAAUUUAUUUUUUAAUAUUUGCACUGAUUUAAAUGUUUACUUGCAUGACCCUAUUGUCCUCAGAAAUAUAUUGAAGCUAAUUUUUGUAUUUUUAUUUUUGAAUCAUUGCAAAUUACCUUCAUUUAAAUGGCAGGCAUGUGAUUUUUUUGAUAAAUAUUUUGUUAUAUCCACACUAUUCUACUAGAGAUCUUUAAUGACCACAUAACUUUUAUAUAGUAGCUCCAUGUACAUGUAAUUGCAAAUUAUUUUAUACUGUGAUAGAUGUCUUUGUGUGAUCACAUAUGGGAAAGAAAUAUAAUUUUAUAAACCUAUAAUCUAUUUUUCUGUUUUCAUGUUGAAAUAGGUUUGUGGAUAAUGGACAUUGAUACUUUCUCAUUUUCCCUUGCAUUUAGAUAUGUCCAUAUUUUACAUCAUUUCCUAAGUCAACAAUUAUUGCACAUAUUGAUGUGGCCAUGCUCAUUUCUUAUAGAACACUAAUUUCAUUAUUUUACCCUCAAGUCUUGGAAAGCUUUUAUUA